AUCCCGGAGUCAUCCAUAGCUUGUUCGAACUAAGCAAAGGGAAGGGGGCUGGAAGGACUCUCCCUGGAGCAGCCUUCAGGAUGAGGCGACGUAUAAACGAAGUGGAGGCAUAGACGAACAACGCGAGCACGAGGAGCCCCGAGAAGGCGUUUCCCUCGCCAGCCUCCGCUCCCAGCCGGAUUUGGAAGCCGUCUGCCUCCCGAGAGCCAUGGCCCAAGUCCUCCGCCUGGCGCUUGCCCUACUAGCGUUGACCCACGCGGGCCCGCAGGAGGCGCGAAGUGAGCAGGAGCUCCGCUUCAAGCCCCCGCCCUCGCAGAGACCGGUGCGGCUCUUCACGGAAGACGAGCUGGCCAGGUACGACGGACACAAGGAGGAUGAACCUAUUUAUAUAGCCGUGAAGGGUGUGGUGUUUGAUGUCACUUCUGGAAAAGAAUUUUAUGGGAAAGGAGCACCAUACAAUGCAUUAGCUGGAAAAGAUUCAACCCGAAGUGUUGCAAAAAUGUCUCUUGAUCCAGCAGAUCUCACUUACGAUACAAUGGGACUCACAGAAGAGCAGUUGCGAUCUCUGGAUGAGACCUUUAGUAAUGUUUACAAGGCUAAAUACCCUAUUGUUGGCUACACUGCCCGAAGAAUUCUCAAUGAAGAUGGCAGCCCUAACCCAAACUUUAAACCUGAAGAUCAGCCACAUUUCACUAUUAAGGAUGAGUUUUAACAAUAACUUGGCAAUCCCAUGACUACUACAAAGAAACAGGAAGGUAUCUAAAAACUGAAAAAUAUAAUGUACCUAAAUGGCUUCAUAUCUCUGAGGAUGAUUGCUUUCUAUUUUAUCAUGCUCUUACCAUUGGUUGGUUAGUAAUAUUGAUAUGAAUGAUAAAAGUAUAGUGUAUGUGUUGAAAUUGUUUUGGCCAGCAAAGUGUUCUGUUUCAUCAUCAGUGGAGAAAUUAUAUUUCAUUAGCCAAUUAUUUGGCUAAAAAUGCAAAAGCUUAAGAGAAGUGCAGGAUCAGGUGACAAGGAGUCCCAUGUUCAUUCUCAAUGAACAUUUUUUAUUCAAACUCCUCAUGGCCAUAUAAAACAUACAAUUUGACAAACCAUCCUGCUAACAAUUGGCUAUUAGCAAUAUCCAGUUGACUCUGUGAUUCUUGAUGAAUGUUACCUGUGCCUUCCAACGCAGUGGGUUCUGUCCAUCGGUCUGUAUGAACUUUGAGGGAGUUUCCUUUGAAUGUUCUCCCACCAACUGUGCAUUAUUUUCACAAACUACUAGUAGAAAGUCUGUGACUUUCUGUUACAAAGUUCCCUGCUUUGUAGUGAAGUCCACAAUGAGGAGAGAUAGGGCUUAAGUCUCAACAGAGGAGUAUAGAGCUGCUGUCUUUAGCAGUAGCAAGGUGACAUAGAAAAAGUUUACAGGAAAUUAGUAAUUCUAACCUAUUUUGCAUAUUAUUUUAAGACUGAAUUAAUACAAUUUUAUGUAGUAUAAGAAACAUUAAAAGUCCAAUUCUUUAUUCAUCUUUAGUAUUCAAAUAUAUCUGCUUGCCACAUAAUGUUUACAUAAUUUUUCCUCUCUUUGAAUUCCUGAAAAAGCAAGUCUGCAAUUCUGCAGAAGUACAAUGUGCACAGCAUGGCUUGGGUAGCAUCUGUACCAUCCUAGCUUUUCACUAGUUCUCCUGAUGUCCAAUAAUAGUCCAACUGGAAGAAAUAAGUUAUUGGAUACACUAACCAGUGACUGUAAUAACUCUGUGGAUCUGAUAUUUGGUACCUCAUGUGUAUAUCUGAUUGUAUUCCAUUUGUUACUCCUUUCUUGUGAGCAAAAUAAAAUAAUAUUAAGACUCAAAUCUACCUCAUUAAAUGACUUUGGACAUAUCAAAA
Molecule: messenger RNA, 1863 nt
Organism: Pseudonaja textilis
Lineage: Eukaryota; Metazoa; Chordata; Lepidosauria; Squamata; Elapidae
Gene: NENF
Product: neudesin neurotrophic factor
Cellular component (GO): membrane; endoplasmic reticulum; endomembrane system
Source: RefSeq, a predicted model, not a curated record